AUGAUUUAACCCCAGAAUUACUGAGUGUUGAUUACUGAUUCGUUGAUUUGAAAAUUUGAACAACAAAAAUACGGACUUUCUUCUUUCUUUCCUGAUCCUGAAAAUCGAAGAAAAUUAGUUGAGGUUAGAUCUCAGAUCUCAUUUUCCAAAAAUGUUUUAUAUUAUUGGACUAGGAUUGGGUGAUUGUAAAGAUAUCACCGUGAAAGGAUUGGAGAUAAUUAAAAAAUGUGAUCGCAUUUAUCUAGAGUCUUACACAUCAAUUUUAGGAUGCUCAACAGAAGAAUUGGAAGCGUUUUAUGGACAUAAACUAAUUACUGCUGACAGAGAAAUGGUUGAACAACAAGCUGAUAUAAUUUUAGAAGAUGCUCAUGAAAAGGAUAUUGCAUUCUUGGUUGUUGGAGAUCCUUUUGGUGCUACUACACAUACUGAUCUAAUUUUACGAGCUAAACAAAAUAAUAUAAACGUGAAAGUUAUUCAUAAUGCUUCAAUUAUGAAUGCUGUGGGAUGUUGUGGCUUACAGUUAUAUACCUUUGGUGAAACUAUAUCUAUUCCAUAUUGGACUGAUACUUGGAAGCCUGACAGUUUUUUUGAAAAAAUUAUUAGUAACUAUAAGAGAAAUUUACAUACAUUGUGCCUAUUAGAUAUAAAGGUUAAAGAACCUACACUAGAAAGUUUAACGAAAAAAAAGAGGGAAUACAUGCCACCAUUAUUCAUGUCGGUGAAAGAGGCUUCAAGUCAGAUAUUGGAAAUAUUGGAAAGACAAGAACAUACAGAACCCAGUAUAUCUGAAGAAACACUUUGUAUUGGACUUGCAAGGGUGGGUAGAGAUGAUGAAACAAUUAAAGCUGGUUCACUUAAAACUAUGGCAGAUGUUGAUUUGGGACCUCCACUACAUUGUAUGGUUAUUGUAGCACCAACACUACAUCCUUUGGAACUUGAGUAUGUAGAGCAAUUCAGGAUUUAAUUUAUUAUCUAUCCAUAUAUCUCAAUUAUAUUGCUGAUCAAAUUUCUCCUAACAAUUACUAUAAGUAUGUUUCCAUCGUUUGAAAAAUGGGAGUUGAAUUAAAUUCAACAGGAA
Messenger RNA from Harmonia axyridis, 1078 nucleotides. RefSeq names its product diphthine methyl ester synthase (gene Dph5). Gene Ontology annotation, molecular function: diphthine synthase activity. The coding region runs from base 152 to 964 and encodes 270 amino acids. NCBI's taxonomy places the organism in Eukaryota, Metazoa, Arthropoda, Insecta, Coleoptera, Coccinellidae. The record is from RefSeq and is a predicted model, not a curated record. Gene Ontology annotation, biological process: protein histidyl modification to diphthamide. The transcript is spliced from 4 exons.